AUGCGAGAGUGGUAUCGGGCACGCGAGGGCCGAGGGCGCAGAGGGGAGGGAGGACCAGCUCGACAUCAGCCAUUUCGGCCCAGGGCGUCUUUUUUCAUUUUCCCCGCGUUGGAUGUCUGGACUUUCUGCCCCCUGCGCCCAGCGGCCGCCCCCGCGCCCAUGCGCUGCCUCGCCGCCGUGGCGGCCGCGGCCGCCGCCCUGCUGCCCGCGGGCUGCCAGGCCCGCGGCCAGCAGGGCUCCCAGACGGCCUCGGGCUGCGACCCCAACAUGCCCAGGGACGACGGGGUGCGCGUCAAGGAGUUCAACCGCAUCUACGGGAAGUGGCCUCCGAAGAUCUCCCUGCCCGGGAAGGAGCCCCAGCGCGAGACCAAGGAGUGGCUGAAUUAUCACAGGAAGAAGGAGGCUGGACUUAUGGAGCUGACGGAUCAUACCCAGCGCUGGGAAUUCUGGCUCGAGCAGGCGCAGAUCCGCUUGCUGAAGAAUUUUACGGAGACUGGCUGGGGGCAGGGCCACAUGGCCAAGAAGACGCACAAGAAGGUGUUGGAUCAUUUUCGGAAGAGUCUGCCUGAGCUGGCCAAGAAGAGUAACCACUCCAUCCCGCUGUACACGACCGGGGAGCAAGUCCUGGUCAACCUCCCAAAUGAUCUUAGCCAGGAAGUCACGGAAGUAGCGAGGUUAAAGAUAGCGGAAUGGGCCAAGGUAGAUGCCAGCACGCUGGAGCCCACGAGCACCUAUGGUAUCCAAAAUUAUUGGAAGGGCAGCACCCUCAAGACGCACGUGGACCGCGUGGAAACGCACAUCCUGAGCGCGGUCUACUGCGUGGACUCCAGCUACCCGGAGGGGGCCGAGCCGUGGCUCAUGGAGACAGACCCCGACGUCACCGGGGUCCACGCGGCGCCACGAGCGAGGAACGUGACAUAUCCAGACCCAUGCCUUCGCGGCCAUGCUAGCGAGGCGGUUGACGUGAAACCUGGUGAGUUGUUUUUCUACGAGAGCGCCAAGCUCGUGCAUGGGCGUCCAACGACUUUGCAGGGGGACUAUUCCGCGCAUAUCUUCAUUCAUUUUCGGCCCUACGGUUGGUCGUUCCAGAAUGUGGAUCGCGUGUACGGUGUCCCUCCAGGUUUCAAUGGUGCUGCCCUUCGAGACAAGCAGGAGGCUGUCGAGCUCUGA
Messenger RNA from Prorocentrum cordatum, 1170 nucleotides. The record is from the annotation of a GenBank genome assembly. NCBI's taxonomy places the organism in Eukaryota, Dinophyceae, Prorocentrales, Prorocentraceae.